AUGUCCUUGGAAUCCAACAACCUGCCCCGCAUGUUACUCCUCAACAUUGUCUGGGAUCUCCGAAACCCCUCUGCACACCAAGUGAUCCACCCUUUUGACAUUCCCGAAACUAUCAACCCAGCGCAGGUUUCGGCCGUACCUCCUCCUAUACUCCCCAGCAAUCUUCCAAUGUACAGAUUGAAGGGAAUGCUCUGCCGAAAGGGGGACACCGUGCAGGUGACCAGUGGACACUAUGUGGCUUUGAUAAAGCAUGAUGAUGUGCUGUGGGAGAUUGACGACGAAAAAACCUCUCGUAUGUUUCUGAACCGGGACGCUUUCGGUGGUACACGAUUCCCGGUCUUGCUGUUCUAUACACUGGAAGAUGAAGUCAAGCCAUCAGCAAGUCAACCCAUUGCCAAAAAGAGACGACUGAAUAAGCCAAGUGGGAAAGCAAUGUCAAAAUCGGCUUCGAAUCCUGAAAUACCAAAAGCUGAAGGCCCAACACUGGAAGCACCAAACCCCCAACCUCCCGUUUCGGACGCCAUACCAGCUAAUUCUUCAAAUUCGGAGCUGCCAACUUCGGCCCCGCCAACGCUUGAACCUCCGAAUUCGGGAGAUCCGAAAGUUCCUCCUCCAAACCCAACGGAACAAGAACCUGCCCCAGUUGAUGUCCAGUCCACAAGCUUGGCGCCCACCAGUACCCCUACAGACCCCACCGCUUCUCAGCCCAAUGUUCUUCCCACAGUUUCUCAGGGUACCAUCCCUCCGAAGCCUACACAUAUUUCUCCACCUGGUGAUGAACCUCCCGAAAGCGGGCCUUCCUCGAGCAACAUGCUGUGCCAAACCAACACACCCCAGGGUGAAUCGGCUCCCCCCGAUCAAGCUAUCAGUCUCAAUCCCACUGUAGCUUCUCAAGACAUUACAGCAGAACCAGAUUCCCCAUCAUCAUCCAUGGACAUUGAUCCUCCAAGUGUCGUUCCCACUGUUGAACGCUCUCCCUCACCCGAGGUUCCGCAGUACUGUCAACUAGAAAAGGCUCAGUCAGUCAUUGCCGAAAGACUAGCACAAGUUCAGUGGCGUUCGGGGGAAUCCUUUCAACCUCUCAUCUCCGUCAGCACAUUUCAAGAUGUUGAUAGCCUUUCGGACGAUCUCCUUGAGGACCUGUGCGACCAGAUGGAAGCUAUGUUUCAUGACAUGGCCGAAGAUGAGCAUAAGGGCUUGAAGCUGCAGGGUGUAGACUCCACAUUCGGGUCAAAAACGUUGCGUAAGUUCUACGGAAGGAAUGAGUGGUACACCAAUUUCGGAAUCGAUGAUAUCUUGCUUUCGGUGUCAGCUUUCAUCCGAAAUUGUGUGAAUCUGGGGAUUGGAAUGUCUGACCCCAUACCAAACUCGUUUGUUUACCGAACCCUAGCUGCUGGUGACAACUGGAACCCAUACAUACCUGGAGGUACGCCAUGGCCUUCUCUGGGCAAGGACGGGCAAUGGAGGAAAGAGAACACAGUUGGGGUUCUGAUGUCGAGCUCCCAUUUUGAGACACUGGUAAUCUUUGGGCCACAGAAGCUGGUGUUGAUGUAUGAUGGGGCAGGGGGGACUUAUGAUUCGGGAGAACAGAAGAAGCAAUGGUCACGCCUGCUAGAACGCCGUUUGUCCUGGGAAGUCAGAAAAGGCAUAGCAACAGAGGCUGAAGCUAUGGGUUGGUUGAUUGCUCCAAAUUCUCAGGCUACCAGGGAUAACCUGGACUGGGUUACACAAGUGGACUCACACAGCUGUGGUCCUCUAGCAUGUGCCGCUGCAUGUCUUCUUCUCCAGGGAAUCAGACCGACUGCUUCUGUGCUUGGGGUGAAAUCAUCAACUCUGGCUAGAGGUGAGAGUAGAAAACUACGAACAAGUGUGCUUCAACUGGUGCUUGCAAUGGCUGCACGGGAUCCAGCAAAUGAGUCUAUAUUCAGUCCGAAGGUGAAAAAAUUGAUGGACAAGUCUGUACCUUCCAUGACUUACUACAUAGAUCGCCUGUAG
This is a messenger RNA of Tremella mesenterica DSM 1558, 1995 nucleotides long. RefSeq lists its product as uncharacterized. Bases 1 to 1995 code for a protein of 664 amino acids. NCBI's taxonomy places the organism in Eukaryota, Fungi, Basidiomycota, Tremellomycetes, Tremellales, Tremellaceae. The transcript is spliced from 3 exons. The record is from RefSeq and is a predicted model, not a curated record.